AUGUCGCGCGCGCGACGAGCGUCACUACUGUAUGUUACAACGACGGCGUCACUCUCGCGCGUCGCGCGCGGCUCUGACGCGCGCCGCGCGCGCGACGGCGCUCAGCGCCGCCCUGGCGCCGAAUAUAAACGUGCGACCGCCCGCGACCGGCAGCGACGCGCUCGACGCCGCGGCGUCGCGCACGCGCUUCGCCGGCGCGCGCAGCGCGUCGCGCAUGGUCGACGCCGCGCGCGCGCGCGCGUCCCUCACCGCGCGCGUCUCGUCUUCGUCUUCGUCUUCGUCUUCGUCUUCGUCUUCGCGUCCCGACAAAUACGCCGCCAACGCCGCGGCGCUCACCGCGAAAUCCUCGCCCCCGACCGUCGCGCCCUCGUCCACGAUCGUCGUCGGCACCUCAAACUUUCCUCCCCGCUCGACGAACUCGACGUCGUACCCCGCGCUCGUCGCGAGCAGCGCCAGCGCCGCCGGCGGCGCCGCGGCCACCGCCGGCAUGUCCCGCGCCACCUCGCUCACCGCCAUCGCCGCCCGCAGCGCGUCCUCCGCGCUCUCGAAGCACACGAACGCGUUCGUCGCGCGCGUCGCCGUGCGUCGCGACGUCGUGUACACGGCCUCGCGCUCGGGGUCGUCGAGGUCGAACACGAGCAGAUGAAUCGCGUCGAGCGACUCCCACGCCGCGCGCGCGUCGCCGUCGCGGCGCGUCGCGCGCGCCGCGCGACGACCGCGCGCGCCGCGUCGCGACGGCGCGCGCCGAGCGACGAUCGCGCGCGGCGUCGCGCGGCGCGACAUGGCGCGUCGCGCGAUGCCGGCGCGAAUCGUUCGGAUCGAUGCUCGACGCGCGGCAGUGCGCGACGCGGCGCGCGCGGCCGCGUCGCGAUGAGCGUCGACCCGGUGCUCGUGGUGUACGGCGUCGUCGUCGCGCGCGCGGUGUGCGAUCGCUACGGCGCGCGCAUCGCGAGCGAGUACGACGUGCUGCGGCGACGGUUGCGACGAUUUUCGCGACGCGUCGCGCGCGCGGCGAACGGCGCGGUGGCGAAGGCCGCGGGCGCGCGCGACGUGGAGAGCGCGCUGCGAGAUCUGGGGGACGUGAACGCGGCGCUGGCGCGGUUGGCGACGGCGCUGGGAUUGGGGACGGAUGGAGGCCGCGCGCGGUUUCGGGCGGCGCUCUCGUACGACGAGGGAAAGUGCCCGCGGUGGGCGCCGACGUUCGCGAGGAAGGCGUUGGCGGAGUGCGGGGUGGACUUUGAGGCGGUCGGCGUCGAUCGCGAGACGGACGCGCGCGAGGGUGGGUCGGGAGGGCGAUGGCGACGCGCGGCGUACGGGUACGUCGCCGAGCCGCGGCGACGAGGCGAAGACGGGACGAGCGGCGAGGGGGAAAUCGUCGCGGACGAGGGCGGCGUCGACGGCGAAAACGGCGAGACGAGCGACGAGGACGGGUUCGAGAUCGUGCACGUCAUUCGUCGGGCGACGUUCGAGGAGUUUUAUGGUUCGUUAAAGCCGACUAUUCAACAGCUGGCGAUUGAUUUGGACGCCGAGCGCCGCGCGGCGAAUCGCGCGGCGACGGCGUCUUCGUCCGACGGCGUCGACGCCGCGGGCGAAGGCGAGGACGCGGAGUGUUCGAUAUGCAUGGACAACAAGCUUCAAGUCGUCGUCAAUUGCGGACACGCGUUUUGCGACGAGUGCCACGCGCGUUGGCUUCGAGUCUCCAUGACGUGCCCGAUCUGUCGAGAAGUCCUACCGCGCGAGCUCGACGACGAAUCCGACGCCUCUUUCGCGCUCGUCGAUUUCGACGACGUUCGCGACGCCGUCGCGCUCGCGGCGCGCGCCAACCGUCGCCUUCUCGCCGACAUCGCCGACGACUGGCGCGUGGAGACGCGAGACGUCGCCCCCACCGAGGACGAAAUCGACGACGAUUUGCGUCGUCGCGCCUCCCGUCUCGCCGCUCGCAUCGACGCCCUUCCCGCCGUCGCCGAGCGCGACGACGCCUUCGCGCGUUUCGCGCGCUUCGCCGCCUUCGCCGCGGGUGCCUAG
Molecule: messenger RNA, 2025 nt
Organism: Ostreococcus lucimarinus CCE9901
Lineage: Eukaryota; Viridiplantae; Chlorophyta; Mamiellophyceae; Mamiellales; Bathycoccaceae
Exons: 1
Coding region: 1-2025 (674 amino acids)
Source: RefSeq, a predicted model, not a curated record